GACAUGUCCCUGUGGGGAGCAGUGCCUCUGCACCCCAGAGCGAGGAGGACGCGGGGGUCAGAGGUGGCUGCAGGCCCAGCAGAGGAGGGACCUGUGCAGGGGGGUGGGCUGGUGGCUCGGGAGCAGCCAGGAAGGGAGGCCAGCUGGUGACAGGAGAGCCCACAGGCGUCCGGGGCUGUGUGGAGGGCCCGGAAGACUGCAGCCAUGCCUCACAGCUCCGACAGCAGCGACUCCAGCUUCAGCCGCUCUCCUCCCCCCGGCAAACAGGACUCAUCUGAUGAUGUGAGAAAAGUCCAGAGGCGGGAGAAAAAUCGCAUUGCGGCCCAAAAGAGCCGACAGAGGCAGACACAGAAGGCUGACACCUUGCACUUGGAGAGUGAAGACCUGGAGAAACAGAACGCGGCUCUGCGCAAGGAGAUUAAGCAGCUCACAGAAGAGAUGAAGUAUUUCACGUCGGUGCUGAGCAGCCACGAGCCCCUGUGCUCAGUGCUGGCGGCCAGCACGCCUUCGCCCCCCGACGUGGUGUACAGCACCCAUGCCUUCCACCAGCCUCAUGUCAGCUCGCCUCGCUUCCAGCCCUGAGUUUCGAGAGGUGGUGGGGGGCAGAUGGAGCCCCCCGCCCCCAGCUGGCCUGGCAGGCCUCAGGAGGGGUACACAGACUGUGGCCAGGCUGCCCUUGCCCCUCAGGGCAUUCUCUCCUUCAGAGACCUGGAGGCAGAGGCCUGGACAAGGAUUGAGCACAAGACUGUACCGGCUGAGAGGGUGUGAGGUCACCCGAAGCAUGGCCGCCUGUCAGCAUGUGCUGGGCCCCCAUGUGUACAGGAGGCCCAAUCCAGAGUUAAAUCCGACAUGAUGCCCAAGUCCCAUGGCACAGAGGGAGGAGGGCAGA
Molecule: messenger RNA, 889 nt
Organism: Hyaena hyaena (striped hyena)
Lineage: Eukaryota; Metazoa; Chordata; Mammalia; Carnivora; Hyaenidae
Gene: BATF
Product: basic leucine zipper ATF-like transcription factor
Exons: 3
Coding region: 205-582 (125 amino acids)
Biological process (GO): regulation of transcription by RNA polymerase II
Cellular component (GO): nucleus
Molecular function (GO): RNA polymerase II cis-regulatory region sequence-specific DNA binding; DNA-binding transcription factor activity, RNA polymerase II-specific
Source: RefSeq, a predicted model, not a curated record